This is a messenger RNA of Cyanistes caeruleus (blue tit), 1179 nucleotides long. The record is from RefSeq and is a predicted model, not a curated record. Lineage: Eukaryota; Metazoa; Chordata; Aves; Passeriformes; Paridae.
AUGGGGCCGUGUUACGUGUCCCGCACGGGGCUGUACAGCUGCCCUCAGAGCUGUCCCCCCUCACAGGCACAGGGCCGCUGCCAGCGCUGCCCGGGCUGUGGCUGUGCGCUCAUAUUUGUAGGGGCGGCGGGCGCUGCGGGCGGGGCGCGGCUCCCCCGAACCCUGCGCGCUGACGGGCUCCCGCCGCAGGCGCUGGUGGACGACACUGAGGAUGUGUCCCUGGAUUUCGGGAGCGAGGAGGAGCUGGCGCUGCGGAAAGCGCGGAUCAGGCACCCACUGGCCACCUUUUUCCAUCUGUUUUUCCGAGUGAGUGCUAUUGUUACCUACUUGUUCUGUGACUGGUUCAGCAACAGCUUUGUUGCUUGUUUUGUCACUAUUCUCCUCCUUCUAUCCUUUGACUUUUGGUCUGUCAAGAAUGUGACAGGAAGACUCUUGGUUGGUUUGCGUUGGUGGAACCAGAUUGAUGAAGAUGGAAAAAGUCACUGGGUGUUUGAAGCAAAAAGGGUGCCUACAAUAGCUGCCUCAACUGAAGCUGAAGCCCGAAUCUUUUGGCUCGGUCUCAUCAUCUGCCCAGUGAUUUGGACAAUGUUUUUCUUUAGCACCUUGUUCUCCUUGAAGCUGAAAUGGCUGGCUCUCGUGAUUGCUGGGAUCUCCCUCCAGACUGCUAAUUUAUAUGGCUACAUCCACUGCAAGUUAGGGGGACAAAAAUCCAUCAGCAGAGUAACCUCAAGGCUGUUUGGCAUGGCAGAUGUCAAGAGACAGAGCAGGAGAAUUUCAGAAGAUGGCACUGGAGAACAUGGGAAUACAGGCACCAGGUAACCAAACAAGGAAGAGCUAAAGGAUGAGCAGUAAAAAAGUAAUUCAUGAACGCUGAUCUUCAUGGGAAGAUAUUUAGAUAAAGCUCAUCUAGAAUUAUGCCUGCAUGAAAUAAAGUCAUUUGUGCUUGAGUCUUUAGAUCCUGGAAGGUUUGAAGCCUUUGUUAUUUAAAAGCUUCACCAAAAAGUUGUUUGUGUGAGCACAGACAGUGCUUGUGGUUUACAAGGAGCACGCUGCUUUCAGAAAAGUUGUCAAUUAAUCACAAACUGUUGGAUUAUCUUAUCCCGAAAUUAUAUGUAAUGAAAAGACAGUGCUAAUUUGUUUAACUUUGGAACAACAAUAAACAAAAUCCAAUUGCCUUUC